This is a messenger RNA of Rhodotorula toruloides NP11, 1374 nucleotides long. Its product is annotated as phosphatidylserine decarboxylase. The record is from RefSeq and is a predicted model, not a curated record. Bases 1 to 1374 code for a protein of 457 amino acids. The transcript has 7 exons. NCBI's taxonomy places the organism in Eukaryota, Fungi, Basidiomycota, Microbotryomycetes, Sporidiobolales, Sporidiobolaceae. Gene Ontology annotation, biological process: phospholipid biosynthetic process. Gene Ontology annotation, molecular function: phosphatidylserine decarboxylase activity.
AUGGCUCCACGAAGAACCUCCGGUUCCGCACUUCCGCCGCUUCCCUCCCCACCGCCCGCCGCUGUCGCGUAUUUGCACGAUCGCUAUCUCCCCUCUCUGCACUCGCGACGCCUCAAUCCCGCCGAGCUGCCCGACUACGCAGCUGACGACGAGUUCUUACCUCCCGCCGUCGAACGCGCACUGAAAGGGUAUCAGGCGAGGCGGGCGGUGGAACGGGCAAGGAAGUUGCACGAGGGCGGGGACAACGACGACGGGUGGGAAGACGAGGACAUUGCUGAUGGAAGGCUGGAUGCCAAGGACAGCGCGACAACGCACCUGAUUGUGCUAAGCCGGCAUCCUGCACUGGUCAAAAGCUCCGUUCGAAGCGGCACAGGCGUCUUCGUCGCCUUACGACACGGCCCAUUGAAGGGCGGCGAGGUCAUCAUCUUCGAGCGAAUGCCUCUCGCCAGCCGACUCGGCAUGACCAUUUUGUACCACGGCCUCGACCGGGGCCGACUCACCAACACGAAGGAGGUGGAGCGGAUGAUGAAGCGGUGGUCAGUGAAGGAGGGCCGGAAGUUUGACGACCCGCGGAAGGCGCUAAGUCGGAUAGAAGCGUUCGUGCGGGCCUACAACAUCGACUGCUCCGAGCUGCUAGAACCGGACUUGCGUAAUUACCCGACGCUCAACAGCUUCUUUUACCGACGACUACGGCCUGGGACUCGCCCGAUCGCCAGUCCCCACGAUGCAACUGUCAUCUCGAGUGCGGCGGAUUGUCGGUUAACGGUCUUUCGGAGCGUUGAAGAGGCGCAGAAGCUGUGGAUCAAGGGCAAGCAUUUCACCCUCGCCUCGCUCUUCCGCGACAAGCGCCUCGCAACCUCGCUUAAGGGCGGUGCGGUUGCAAUCUUUCGCCUCGCGCUCGCCGACUAUCACCGUUUCCACUCCCCAGUCGACUGCAUCGUCGGAUCAACAUCGCAUAUCCCCGGCUCCUACUACACGGUCAACUCGAUGAUUGUGCGCGACAAGCGGUUCGACGUCUUCACGGCCAACAAGCGGGACGUAAAUGUGCUCGACGCGGUACAUCCCUUGACGGGCUCGCCGGUGCCCGUUGCGUUCGUCCAGGUCGGAGCGCUGCUUGUCGCGAGCAUCAAGAGGACGGCGAAGGAAGGGGCGAAGGUGAAGCGAGGAGACGAGUUGGGGUAUUUCGCAUACGGCGGUUCGACAAUCGUUGCGGUCUUUCCGAAGGGGAGCGUGCGAUGGCACGAUGACUUGCUGAAGAACUCGGAGGGACGGAACGCGGAAGGCAUGCAGCUUGAGACGCUGGUCAAGGUGGGCGAGAAAAUAGGUCGCUGGGUUCUUCCGCCAACGCCUCCUCCGGCUCCCCUCAUUUCGUAG